GAUAAAACAUUUGGCAUUCAAAUACACAUACGUUAAUGUAAAGACUAUUCUAUUCGCUUCUGAUCUAAGUGAUGUUUGGGGUUAGCAGUUUCUAUCAAGAAGAAAAAAGUGUCCGGGUCCUCUGUUUGGCGCGCCCCGCAUUGACAUGUAAAGUGACCCUCGCCAUAAAUACCACAGGCAGACCGAAUUCCAUCACUCUUGCCGAGGACUACUCAGAGAGCACAUCAGUCUUCAAGCAAGUAGCAUUUUGAACUUUGCCAUGGUUGCUGCAGCAGACUCAGAGAAGACCAAAGUCUUCAGUGGAAAGAAGGUUUCCAAGCCACUGAUGGAGAAGAAGCGAAGAGCUCGUAUCAACAAAUGUCUUGAUCAGUUGAAGACCUUGUUGGAAACCUGCUACUCAAACAGCAUUCGAAAAAGGAAGCUUGAGAAGGCUGAUAUACUGGAACUUACGGUCCGGCAUCUGAGACAUUUGCAAAAAAAUCACAGUGGUCCCCUUAUGAACUCCGACUACUCCGAGUACCAAGCAGGCUUCCGUAGUUGCCUGGCUGGGGUGAAUCAGUAUUUGUUGAAGGCAGACAUGGGUAGGAGCAACCAAUCCGACAUGCUGACGCAGCUCUCGAGCCGUCUUCUUCGCCCAGAUGCGCGUGAUGAAGGAUCCAGCACCGCGGACAGCGACCCGAAGAAUGGCCAGUCAACAGAUCUUACUGAGCAAAGACUGGCGGCAAAUAUGGCUCUGCAAGCGAGUCCUGUCGCCGUGUCUAACUGCGUUAGAGGCAUUCAGGACUGUGGCACGCUGGGGGCGGUGAAAGGGAGCAUGGACCAGCCAAGGAAGAGGGUGCCUCUCGAGCUAUGCGACCCAACUCGGAAGAUCCUGCUUCAGGUUUUAAUGUGCAAAACGCGUCUCUUUGCCCUCCUCUACUUCCGAGGCAAACCGUGGGGUUUUGAGUCGUGA
Messenger RNA from Clupea harengus (Atlantic herring), 952 nucleotides. It is a transcript of the gene hes3, whose product is annotated as hes family bHLH transcription factor 3. The record is from RefSeq and is a predicted model, not a curated record. Gene Ontology annotation, biological process: regulation of DNA-templated transcription. Gene Ontology annotation, molecular function: DNA binding; protein dimerization activity. NCBI's taxonomy places the organism in Eukaryota, Metazoa, Chordata, Actinopteri, Clupeiformes, Clupeidae.